This is a messenger RNA of Dictyostelium discoideum AX4, 2766 nucleotides long. RefSeq lists its product as hypothetical. The transcript is spliced from 3 exons. Bases 1 to 2766 code for a protein of 921 amino acids. Lineage: Eukaryota; Evosea; Eumycetozoa; Dictyosteliales; Dictyosteliaceae. Gene Ontology annotation, molecular function: DNA binding; crossover junction DNA endonuclease activity; zinc ion binding. Gene Ontology annotation, biological process: double-strand break repair via break-induced replication; DNA catabolic process; double-strand break repair. The record is from RefSeq and is a predicted model, not a curated record. Gene Ontology annotation, cellular component: nucleus; Holliday junction resolvase complex.
AUGACAAAUCCAAAUCAAUUCAUAAUAGACGCAUUAGAAUUAAUAAUCAAAAAUAGGAGUAGUUAUCAUUUUCAAAGGAAUUUAAAAGUAGCAAUUGAUAGUAUUAAAUUAUACCCAAUGCCACUGAAAACAAAAGAUGAUAUUAAACUUUUAAGAGGGUGUGGUCCGACAAUUGUUGAUAUCAUUUUUCAAAUAAUUCAAAGUAAUAAAAAUAAUAAUAAUAAUAAUAAUAAUAACAAUAACAAUAACAAUAAUAAUAAUAUUACCAAUAAUAACAAUAGUGAUGGUGGUAUUCCAAAAGAACUUGAAAAUUAUAUAGCACCAGAAUCAGUAAAAGAAUUUUUAAUAUCAAUUGAUCAAAGUUUUGUUCAAUAUUUACCAAAACUUGAAGAAGCAGGUUAUAAUAAAUUAAAUUUCUUAAAGAAUUUAAAUGAAAAGGCUAUGGAUAAAUUAUCAAUACCAUUAGGUCACCAAACACCAAUAUUAGAAAAUGCGAAAAUUUUAAAAUUAUACUAUGAUUAUACAAAACUAAAUAAUAAUAGUAAUAAUAUUAUUAAUAAUUAUAGUUUAGAUGGUAAUAUGAUAACUUUAAUUGGUAAACCAUAUAUUGAUAUUGACGAUUUAAAAAAGAAAUGUUCAGAAGAUGUUUUUUUAAAAGCAUUAAGUUCAUUAUUUAAUCAUAAGAUUAAGACGAUACAUGUUGAACAUAAUGAAAUAACAGCAAUCACUGAAAGUCAUUCAAUUCCUAAUACAACAUAUAAAAUUAGAUUUGAAAUUUCACCUGAUGGUACAAUAGUUAGAGAUCAUUGCGAAUGUAGAUAUCUAAAUAGUACAAGAUGGUGUAAACAUAAAGUAUCAGUAUUUUUAAUAUUUAAUGAAAAUACUGGUGAAAGAGGUAAAAGACUAUAUUGUCAAUCAACUUCACCAACAUCACCAACAUCACCAACUUCACCAACAUCACCAACAUCACCAACCCCACCAAAGCCAUCAAGACCAGUAACGAAAUUAUCACCAAUUACAAGCUUAACAUCUAAAAAAUCCCCAAAUAAUAAUAAUAAUAAAAAAGAAUAUACACCAGCACAUAGAUCAGGAGCAUGGGCAAUUUUACUUGCAUUAUAUGAUAAUGAAAUAUCAAAUGGUAAUGAUAAUGAUAGAGGUAAAAGAUACCUUUUAAAAGAAGAAAUAUUAAGUAAUGGUAAUAAGUAUCUUUCAUCUGGUAGAAUGGAUACAGGUGGACAUUGGCUUUCGAAUAAAACAUUAAUUGAUCAUAAUUUAAUUAGUAAAUCUGGUUCACCACUUCAAUUUAUAUUAACAAAAACAGGUUAUGAAUUAGCAAGAAAAUUGAAAUCAUUUGAAGAUAGUUCCACUGAUAAUAAAAAUAAAGAUGAUUGUGAUAAUAAUAACAUUGAUAAUGAUAAUGGUAGUAAUAGUAGUAAAGAUGAAGGUAGUGAUGAAAGUUGUGAUAAUGAUAAUCAAAUAACUAUCACUACAAUUGAUAAAAGAAAUCCCAAUUGGAAAACACAAUUAAAAAAUAAAACCAAUAAUAUUAAUAAUAAUAAUAAUAAUAAUAAUACAAAUAUUGUUAAAAAUAAUAAUAAUAACAAUAAUAAUAAUAAUAAUAAUAAUAAUAGUAAUAAUAAAAAUAAUAAACGUCGUGAUAGUGAUAAUAAUGAUAAUUUUAGUAAUGGUAGUGAAGAACGAUUAUUUUUAGAAAGGGAAUUAUUUAAUGAAAAUUGGAGUGAUUCUGAUGAAGAGUUAACUCAAUUUAUGGUUGAUAAUACAGUGUUUCCAAAUUCAAAGGUUAAAGAAUUAUUAUAUAAUGAAAGGGAGGUAAUAAUUGAUAAUGUUUUAUUAAUUGUAGAUAAUAGAGAAGUAAUGGAUAAAGAUCAAUCAGAUUUAUUGGAUAAACUUAGAAGUUCAAAUAUUCAACUUGAAAUUAGAAAAUUACCAAUUGGUGAUUUCAUUUUCAUUGCAAAAUGUAGAUAUAAUAAUAAUAAUAAUAAUAAUAAUAACAAUGAUAAUGAUAAUGAUGAUAAUGGUAAUAAUAAUAAUAAUAAUAAUAAUAAUGAUAUUGUUAUAAAUAGAGAACCAUUUGAAUUAAUGUAUGAUAUAAUAAUUGAAAGAAAGAAAUUAGCAGAUUUAGUAUCAUCUAGAAAGGAUGGUAGAUAUAGAGAACAAAAACAAAGAAUAAAAACAUUGAAAAAGUUUGGAUUGACAAAUGCAAUCUAUUUGAUUGAAGGUGACAAUUCAAAUGGUGCAAUUCAUACAGAUAUUUAUGAAGACUCAAUAAUGGAGACAUUGAUAGAGGAUGAAUUCAUAGUUCAAUUAACUGAUGGAUUGGAUUUAACAAAAGAGUAUCUUUUGAAUCUUUAUGAUCAUUUCAAGAAAUCAAAGUAUCGGUCACUUUCGACAUUAAGAUUCGCAGAUUAUGAACAAAUUCAACAAGUAUCAUGUUCAAUGAAAUUAAAAGAUUUAUUCGCUCUACAAUUACUUCAAAUCGAUGGUGUUACACCUCCAAAAGCAAAAGCAAUCAUUAAUAAAUACCCAACACCAAGACAUUUGGUUGAAGCUUAUAAUAAUUUAAUUAAUGAAAUUGAAACAAGUGAUGAGGAAACUUUAAAUCAAUCAAAAAAUUCUCAAGAUAAACUAUUGGAAAAUUUAACUUAUUCUCAAAGAUUUAAUGGUAAAAAAUUAAAAAUUGGUCAUGACAUUUCAAAAUUAAUUUCAAUUCUUUAUAAUGAUGAAAAUCAAUAUCAAUUUGAUUGA